AUGAUUUUGUUGGGACAUAGUUUAGGUGGCUACAUUGCUGCCGCCUACGCUCUCAAAUACCCCGAAAGGGUGCGGCACCUGGUGCUGGCGGACACGUGGGGCUUCCCGGAGCGUCCGGCGCAGUCGUUGCAGGACAAGCAGCCACUGCCGCUGUGGGUGCGCGCGCUGGCGACGGCCAUGCAGCCGCUCAACCCGCUGUGGGCAGUGCGCGCCGCCGGCCCGGCCGGCCGCUGGCUGGUGCGCCGCACGCGCCCCGACCUCGCGCUCAAGUUCGCGCCGCGCCUGCCGCACGCCGAACAACUCAUCCCCGACUACAUCUACAAGUGCAAUGCGCAGACGCCCAGUGGUGAGAGUGCAUUCCAUGCAUUGAUGAUUGGUUUCGGCUGGGCCAAGAACCCUAUGGUACACCGUGUGGGUCAGUUAGACCCGAAGCUUCCAAUCACCGUCAUGUAUGGCUCACGGUCUUGGGUGGACAACACGACUGGCGAGUUGCUCUGCCAGAAUAGACCUAAUUCCAAGACAUACGUCCAGGUGCUUAACGGAGCCGGUCACCACGUGUAUUUAGACAAACCGGAUUUAUUUAAUAAAUAUGUCAUAGAGGCGUGCGAUCGAGCUGACGCAACCGAUUCACGUACGGAGAAGCAAGUUGCAGACGAAAGCAAUUGUAAUGGAGAGAUAAACUCAACGCCCUCUUCUUGA
Parnassius mnemosyne (clouded apollo) is the source of this 699-nucleotide messenger RNA. Lineage: Eukaryota; Metazoa; Arthropoda; Insecta; Lepidoptera; Papilionidae. The record is from the annotation of a GenBank genome assembly.